AUGUCAGACUUAUAUUUCUCUAAACUAUACGUACCUAUUUAUUUCGCGGUGACCUUCUUCUUCUUCUUCUUCUUCUUUUUCUUCUUCUUCUUCUUCUUCAUCUUCUUCUUCUUCUUUCCAUUUGUCAUCCUUCUUCUUCCUCGUCUUCUUUCAUUUCCAUCCUUCUUCUCCUUCCUCUUCUCCAUUUUUUAUCCUUCUUCUUUUUCUCCAUCAUUCUAUUUCCUAUCUUUCUUCUUCUUUAUCAUUUUUCCUCCUCCUCCUCCUCCUCCUCCUCCUUCUUCUUCUUCUUCUUCUUCUUCUUCUUCUUCUUCUUUCCAUUUUCCAUACUUCUUUCUAUGUUCCAUCCUUCUUCUUUUUCCUCCUCUUCUUUCCAUUUUCCACCUUUCUUUUUCUUCUUUCCAUUCUCAAUCCUUCUUCUUUCUAUUUUCCAUCCUCUUUCUUCCUUUUCUUACCAUUUUCCCUCCUUCUCCGUCUUCUUCUCCUUCUUUCUAUUUUCCAACCUCUUUCUUCCUUUUCUUACCAUUUUCCAUCCUUCUCCGUCUUCUUCUUCUUUCUAUUUUCCAUCCUCUUUCUUCCUCUUCUUACCAUUUUCCAUCAAUCCUUCUUCUUCUUCGUCUCCUUCUUUCUAUUUUCCAUCCUUCUUCUUUUCCAUCCUCCUCUUCUUACCAUUUUCCAUCCUUCUCCGCCGCCUUCUUUUUUCCAUUUUCGAUUUUUCUUCGUCUUCGUCUUUCCAUUUUCCAUCCUUUUUCUUCUUUCCAUUUUCCAUCUUUCUUCUUUUUUUCUUCUUUUCAUUUUUCAUAG
This is a messenger RNA of Acanthosepion pharaonis, 801 nucleotides long. NCBI's taxonomy places the organism in Eukaryota, Metazoa, Mollusca, Cephalopoda, Sepiida, Sepiidae. The record is from the annotation of a GenBank genome assembly.